GAGAAAUACAUGGUAAAAUUCAAAUGGGAACAUUAGCAUUUCGACAACAACAAGAACAACAGUGCUGAGGUCUUGCCACCAUCUUGAUUUUGUCAAUGCAUCUGACUUGUAUUGUUCUUGGCUCAGAAGUUGGUUAUUAGGUUUGCAGGUCACAAGCCCUUCCUCCACUGUAGGCCCUGUGUGGGGGUUUCACUGGCCAGUGCCCAUGGCUGAACAGUCAAACCAGAGGGAGCUAAAUUUGGGAGAGAGGUGAUCAGGUUCCCUCACUGUGUGCACAUGAUACUGUCCUAGUUACUUGAGCGAUGUCCCCUCUCACACUGUCACACUCUCUCAACAAGUCUGGACACACUCAGCAAUCCUCUUCUUCAGGAGGUAGAACAGUUCUUAGUCACAGAAUCUGAAGUACAGGACGUUUACGACAGUCUUGUUCGGUUGAACUGAAGUGUCUCUUGACUGGACUGAAUAUUUUGGCUUGGUGCUGUAGCAGUCUUCCCUGUUGUUUCUCCUCUGAAAACGCGCCCCCACCCGGCACAGCGUUUGGCGGGAGAAAGAGGCCGCUGACCCGCCAUGUUCCUCGCACUAGUUGUGACGCCAGAGCUCAGGGAGUUCCUGGCCAAGGCAAGAUGUGGGGCUGUGCGCCUCAUCAAGGUGUGCAUCCAAGAAGAGCAGCUGGUCCUGGGGGCCCACAGAGAGCCGGAAAAAAGCUGGGACCAGGAUUAUGAUCACUUCUUGCUUCCUCUCCUGGACGGCCACGAGCCCUGUUACAUCCUAUACCGCCUCGACUCCCAGAAUGCACAGGGCUACGAGUGGAUCUUCAUAUCAUGGUCUCCUGACCAGUCUCCGGUGAAACAAAAGAUGUUGUAUGCUGCCACCCGAGCCACAGUGAAGAAAGAGUUUGGUGGUGGCCAUGUGAAGUAUGAGAUGUUUGGCACAGCUGAGGAGGACAUCUGUUUGCAGGGCUACCAGCGCCAUGUGUCAUCCUGCUCAGGUCCUGCCCCUCUCACAUUAGCUGAGCAGGAGCUCCAGAGGAUCAAAAUCACAGAGGGCCGCGUUAAACAGGUGAAGACAGACAUCAGCGUGGAGAGUAAGCACCAGACGCUUCAGGGCCUUGCUUUCCCUCUGCAGGAGACGGCCAAAAGAGCCCUACGGCAACUUGCCCAAAAACGCAUCAACUACAUACAACUGAAGUUGGAUGUAGAGAAGGAAACAAUUGAGCUGGUCCACUCCAACCCAACAGAAACUCGUGACUUGCCCCGCAGUGUUCCCAAAGACACUCCCAGAUACCACUUCUUCCUUUACAAACACUCCCACGAAGGAGAUUACCUGGAUUCUGUCGUUUUCAUAUACUCCAUGCCAGGAUACAGCUGUAGUAUUAAGGAGCGGAUGUUGUAUUCUAGCUGCAAGAGUCGACUACUGGAGGAGGUCGAGAAAGAUUACCAUUUGGAAAUUGCUAAAAAGCUGGAGAUUGAAAAUGGAGACGAACUGACGGAGGAGUUCCUUUAUGACGAGGUCCAUCCGAAGCAGCAUGCCCACAAACAGGCCUUCGCUAAGCCCCGUGGCCCGGCAGGAAAAAGGGGACACAAGCGCCUCAUUAAAGGGCCAGGAGAGACCAUACAGGACAGUUAGAGGCGGACACAUUUUCAACCAUAGUUAAAUCUGCAGUUCCAGCCCUUCUCAAAUUCCUGACCCACAAACACCUUGUCGGCCCAGAGUAAUGGGCACAGUGACGGAUUUCUGCUACCGUUUGUGUGCUGAAACAAUUGUGCUGUAUAACAAAUGUGUUUUGGAUGAAAAUAUGCUGAUAAAGUAUCUUAAAUAUCUGCCGUCCCCACAGACAAAUUAAAACCCCACAGAUGAAUAUACCUAUACACCGGCUGUUAACAGUGUAAUAGACCUUAAUUAUUAAUGCAUUGUGAGAUGUUUCAGUCCUCAUGUCUAGCCUCCAGAGCAGGUUUUUUAUCAACAAUGUUUGUAAGAAAUAAACAAUAUGAAAGGAAAUUCUAAAUAAAAUCUUGUUUAUACUGUG
This is a messenger RNA of Scatophagus argus, 2026 nucleotides long. RefSeq names its product twinfilin-2. Gene Ontology annotation, biological process: regulation of lamellipodium assembly; positive regulation of neuron projection development; actin filament depolymerization. NCBI's taxonomy places the organism in Eukaryota, Metazoa, Chordata, Actinopteri, Scatophagidae. Bases 568 to 1626 code for a protein of 352 amino acids. The record is from RefSeq and is a predicted model, not a curated record. Gene Ontology annotation, cellular component: actin filament; myofibril; cytoplasm. Gene Ontology annotation, molecular function: actin filament binding; actin monomer binding. The transcript has 9 exons.